Molecule: messenger RNA, 1822 nt
Organism: Populus euphratica (Euphrates poplar)
Lineage: Eukaryota; Viridiplantae; Streptophyta; Magnoliopsida; Malpighiales; Salicaceae
Gene: ATRZ-1A
Product: RNA-binding (RRM/RBD/RNP motifs) family protein with retrovirus zinc finger-like domain-containing protein
Exons: 5
Coding region: 115-759 (214 amino acids)
Molecular function (GO): zinc ion binding; RNA binding
Source: RefSeq, a predicted model, not a curated record
CAGCUCCCCCUCUCUAUAUCUAUCUGCUUCUUCUCUAUUAGGGUUUGCGCUCACCCAAAAACCAGAUUGUCUCCUCCUCCUCGUCCUCCUUCACAGUUAAGAUAAAGAGAGAUCAUGUCAGAAGAGUUAGAGUACCGCUGUUUUAUUGGCGGCCUUUCAUGGUCUACUUCUGAUAGAGGUUUAAAGGAGACUUUUGAAAAGUUUGGCCAUCUUCUUGAAGCUAAGGUAGUGGUUGAUAAGUUCAGUGGACGCUCUCGUGGAUUUGGGUUUGUCACUUUUGAUGAGAAGAAAGCAAUGGAAGAUGCCAUUGAAGGGAUGAAUGGAAUGGAUUUAGAUGGCCGAACCAUCACUGUUGAUAAAGCCCAGCCUCAGCAAGGUUCAAGUAGGGAUCUUGAUGGUGAUCGCAGCCGUGAUAGGGAUCGUGACCGUGGGCAUGAUCGUGAUAGGAAUCGUGACUAUGGAGGUGGUGGGCGUGGAUCUAACAGUGGAGAGUGCUUUAAGUGUGGCAAGCCUGGGCAUUUUGCUAGGGAGUGUCCAAGUGAAGGGGCAAGAGGUGGCAGGUAUGGUGGCAGAGAUGAGAGGUAUUCUGGUGGCGGCGGCAGUGGUGGUGGCAGUCGCUAUGGCCCUGAUCGGAAUGGAGAUCGAUCUGGUGGGCGUAACAGGGAUGGUGGUAGUCGUGGAGGUCCUGGAGGUGAUCGAUAUAAUCGUGACCGUUCAGGACCCUAUGAGCGUCGUACUUCAGGGUUUCGUUCAGGAUAGAAUGACUUCAUACUUAGGUGAUGAGCUGGUGGUGUUGCUGUUACUGCUUGCAAAGUGUUUAAGUUAAUUAUCAAAGAUGUGCUGUCUCUGUCAUUGUCUUGCUGGAUAAAUCUAGUAGAUCAGUUUUAUCAGGCGUGGAUGUUCGACUGUUUUUGUGUUCCUAAAAUGCUGACUUCUGUCUCUUGGUUUAAUGGACCUUAUGCUUGCUUGUCAUGCACAUUUUAGUUGGGUUUAAUUCUCUUUGAAUGCCACUAUUGCUUCUGAGUUUCCUUAUUUUAUACGUAAGCUCUUGUGAAACCAUUGCCCAAUUUUUCGUUGAUUUUUUGUACAGGAAAUUCAAGUACUGAAGAUAGUUUCAUGUCAAAUUAGCAUUUGGAGAGUACUGAUGAUGUGGGUUCUACUAUUGGGGUCUGCUUCUUGUCACUUCGGGAUUAGUUGCUGUUUUAAAUGGAAAUGACUGUUUGGUUACCCUGUUUUCAUAUCUUAUUAUACAAGAGAGAGGGAUACAUGGCUAUUUAUGGUUCUUUGGGAUACAUGAUUGGGUGUCUUUGUUGCUAACUGGACAGAAUUUUUUAACUUUAUGUUAGAGUCUCUUUUGGGAUGCGGCAAGUGAUCUAGAGUUUAACUAGUUUUCAUGUUCUGCAUGGCAUAUUGGUCCAAGGGUUCGAUUCUCCAUACACGUGUGGCAUUUUGUUUGGAAGCUCUUGAUCAAUUGAAACAGCUGUCCAGUGUUUUUGUUAACUUCCUAAACCUCAUAUUGUUCUUCGAUGGAGGGUUCUUAUUCUCACAUUGUUUCUGCACCUGCUUGCAAUGUCUUGGUUUUCUUUGCUGGAAUCCAGAAAGUUGGCAAAUAUCUUUCAGGUCAGGUUGGGGUUCCUGAAUUCUUUUUCUUUGCUUUGAGGGUGGGAGCAUCAUCAGGUUCUCUAUUGGAGAAUUCUUCCUGUUUCCCUUGUCCUUUGUGAAGCUGUCAGGAAAAUUAUUUUCUGGGUUUGUUCUUUGUAUAUUCUGAAGGUGAUUGAUUAAUCAACCUUCUGUUCUUAAAGCAAUUUGACCUGAUGUUAGA